This is a messenger RNA of Hypoxylon fragiforme, 1673 nucleotides long. Its product is annotated as TFIIB-domain-containing protein. Gene Ontology annotation, molecular function: RNA polymerase II general transcription initiation factor activity; TBP-class protein binding. The transcript is spliced from 3 exons. The record is from RefSeq and is a predicted model, not a curated record. Gene Ontology annotation, biological process: transcription preinitiation complex assembly; transcription initiation at RNA polymerase II promoter. Bases 451 to 1563 code for a protein of 370 amino acids. NCBI's taxonomy places the organism in Eukaryota, Fungi, Ascomycota, Sordariomycetes, Xylariales, Hypoxylaceae. Gene Ontology annotation, cellular component: nucleus; transcription preinitiation complex.
GGCAGCCAUUACAACCUGGUCUGUCAUUUCUCAACACGCAACUACCUAACCUUAACCUACUGUAGAUAAUUCUUUGGCAAGAACAACAAAGUCAUCGACCAAUUCUUUGUCGCACAAGGCAAACCAUCGCAUUUUAUUCUGCUCAAACUCUAUGUUUCCUUCAAUUCUUUAGCUACCUAGCCAACAGUGAAUUAUUGAACUUGCCUACCUGCACCUGGGCUGAAGCUGCAUUCGGUUUGGGUGUUCAUUGAAGGUCCUUAAGAGGUUACAAGAAAAGUGGAUAAGGACCCACUCUGACAUAACAAUUCGUAAGAAUUCCACAUAUUGUACCUGGAACUUCUUCCUUCGCGUUUCUUCUUUUCGCCUCUUCACCUUUGUGUCAAGUCGUUUUGACCCUCCCCAACGCAACCACAUCGACUUGAUUUCAUCGGCCACCGCCAUCCUGUCAUAAUGGCGACCGUUGUUCCUCGCCCGGACAUUGAUUUGUCUUCUCAGAUGCUGCCUCCUCCACCAGUGUCUGCGCCUUCAGCUGCAGCUGCGCCCACAGCCGACGAAGAGUACAAGCAGAACCUGAACUCGCGACUCACUUGUCCUGAUUGUAACGAAAACCCUCCUAACCUUGUCGAGGAGUUUUCUUCCGGUGAUAUGGUCUGCGCAUCUUGCGGAUUAGUUCUUGGUGAUCGCAUAAUUGAUACCCGAUCCGAAUGGCGUACCUUUGCCAACGAUGACCAGGGCAACGAUGAUCCUUCUCGUGUUGGAGAUGCUAUGAACCCUCUUCUUAGCGGCUCUCAAUUGGAGACUAAUAUUGCCUUUGGUGAGGGCAUGCGUUCUCGAGAGCUGCACCGUGCUCAAAAUCGUUCCGUCAAUGACAAAGCCACCAAGACCCUCCUGAGUGCCUAUCGUGAGAUCUCCAAUCUUUGCGAGGCUAUCAGCAUUCCCAAAACCACCCAAGAUACCGCCAAGCAUAUCUUCAAGUUAGUGGAAGAAGCGAAACUUUUCAAGAGCAAGCCUAUCGAAAGUGUGAUUGCUAGUUGCAUUUUCAUCGCUUGUCGACAGUCCAAGGCUCCCCGAACCUUUCGCGAAAUCUUCUCCUUGACCAAGGUCUCCAAGAAAGAGAUCGGCCGCACCUUUAAGCAAUUAGAGAAGUUCCUGCAGAGCAACCGUGAAGCGAACACGAAUGGCUCAUUCCUCAUGGUCGAGAACUAUGAAGCUACUGGCACUACAGGUGCAUCUGAAUUAUGUGCUCGGUACUGCAACAACCUGCAGUUCAAGAACCCGCAUCUCAUGGAGAGAGUUUCCAAGUCUUUGGCGGAGAAGAGUUCCGCUCUCAAGGACCUUGCUGGCCGAUCUCCUCUCUCCAUCGCUGCAGCGGCUAUCUACAUGGCCUCCCACCUCAUGGGUGAUGCUCGAACGUCGAGGGAUAUUGCGGCAGUGGCUGGUGUUAGUGAUGGCACGAUUAGAACCGCAUACCGCCACAUGUACCCGGCUCGUGACGAUCUUGUUGAGAAAGAGUGGCUCAGCCAAAAGGGUGGUGGCCGCAUCGACAGACUGCCCCAGAGCUAGUUUCGCAAAGGGAAAAAGACUGAAACUGGGAGGCGAAAUCCUCGCGCCAGAAGAAUACUUCAUGAUUCUACGAACACAACCUAUUGAAAUGCCGGAUUAGGUCAUAUUCC